Molecule: messenger RNA, 1305 nt
Organism: Eruca vesicaria subsp. sativa (arugula)
Lineage: Eukaryota; Viridiplantae; Streptophyta; Magnoliopsida; Brassicales; Brassicaceae
Source: the annotation of a GenBank genome assembly
AUGAGGUUUUGCGUUUACGGGUUUCUAUCAUUACUCCUAAUCGUUUCCCCCGUCUCCGCCUGGUUCUUCCCCAACUCCACCACCAUUCCACCCUCUCUCCGCAACACCACACGCGUUUUCUGGGACGCCUUCUCCAACUUCACCGGCUGUCACCACGGCCAAAACGUCGACGGUCUCUCCCGCAUCAAAAAAUACUUCCAACGUUUCGGUUACAUCCCCGAAACAUACACCACCAACAACUUCACAGAUGAUUUCGACGACAUCUUAAAAUCCGCCGUCGAGUUAUACCAAAAGAAUUUCCGGUUAAACGUAACCGGAGAGCUAGACGCGUUAACCAUCAAACACAUCGUGGCUCCCCGUUGCGGCAACCCUGACGUGGUCAACGGCACGUCCGUAAUGCACAACGGAAGAAGAAAAACGUUCGAAGUAUCCUUCUCCCCCGGCGGCAAGGUACCCCGUCUCCACGCGUUCAAACACUACACGCUCUUCCCCGGGGAGCCACGGUGGCCUAGAGACCGCCGCGACUUAACCUACGCCUUCGACCCGAGAAACCCGUUGACCGACGAGGUCAAGAGCGUGUUCGCACGUGCGUUCGGACGCUGGUCCGACGUCACGGCGCUAAAGUUCACCAACCUCGAGUCUUUCACCACCUCAGACAUCACCAUAGGGUUCUACACGGGCGACCACGGCGACGGGGAGCCUUUCGACGGCGUGUUGGGGACGUUGGCUCACGCUUUCUCCCCUCCGAGCGGGAAGUUUCACCUCGACGCCGACGAGAACUGGGUUGUCUCCGGAGACCUAGAGAGUUUCUUGUCCGUCACGGCGGCGGUUGAUCUUGAGUCGGUGGCGGUUCAUGAGAUUGGUCAUCUUCUUGGUUUGGGACAUUCCUCUGUGGAGGAGUCGAUCAUGUAUCCGACGAUCACUACGGGGAAACGGAAAGUUGACUUGACGGAUGAUGACGUGGAAGGGAUACAGUAUUUGUAUGGUGCGAAUCCUAGUUUUAAUGGGACGUCUCCGCCGGCGGCUACCACUACUCGGGAACGAGAUACUGGUAGCUUUGGUGCUGCCGGGAGAAUCGACGGUUCGUCGAGGUUGAUGGUUUUUAGUCUCUUGUUAUCGACCGUUGGAUUUUUCUUUUGUGGUUCUUACCGUAGAUAAAUUACUUUACUUUCAUUUAUUUAGAUUUAUUUUAUUUUUACCUCGUUUCUUAAUUUUUUAGUUAUUAUGUAUACACAGAUUUGCCGUACAAAAAGUAUAUACAGUUACACAGAUAUUCAGCCUAUAAUAUUCAGACAUUGGUUCCUC